This is a messenger RNA of Phalaenopsis equestris, 3091 nucleotides long. RefSeq names its product leucine--tRNA ligase, chloroplastic/mitochondrial. Bases 92 to 2971 code for a protein of 959 amino acids. The record is from RefSeq and is a predicted model, not a curated record. The transcript is spliced from 20 exons. Gene Ontology annotation, biological process: leucyl-tRNA aminoacylation. Gene Ontology annotation, molecular function: aminoacyl-tRNA deacylase activity; ATP binding; leucine-tRNA ligase activity. Gene Ontology annotation, cellular component: cytosol. Lineage: Eukaryota; Viridiplantae; Streptophyta; Magnoliopsida; Asparagales; Orchidaceae.
ACACCAUCAAUUUCUUCGGCGAGCCUCAUCCAGCAUAUUGUCAUUCAAUUUUCGCCGCAAAAACCCAGUUAUAAUCCCCUCAGCGCGAACCAUGGAGGUCCAGCUUCUGCAUUCUUCCAUAUGCCCAAACCGCCCCAUUGUCUUCGUCGCUAACCGCCCCAUUGUCUCCGUCGCUAACCGCCCGGAGGCUCAUCGGCUCGCUUUUGUCCAGAGCUGUUUCUCCUCCUCUGCCGGCACCGGAAGCAGGGUCAAAUGUGGAGAAAAUAGCGACACUGCCAUCACGCCUCCCAAGGCUACUCAGCAGAGGAAAUCUUAUCCUUUUGGUGAGAUUGAACCUCGGUGGCAGCGCUACUGGGAGGAGAACCGAACGUUCCGCACGCCGGAUGAAGUAGAUAUGUCCAAGCCCAAGUGUUACAUUCUUGAUAUGUUCCCUUAUCCGAGUGGUGCUGGAUUACAUGUUGGUCAUCCCCUAGGCUACACCGCAACAGACAUUUUAGCACGAUACAAGCGCAUGAAAGGAUUCAAUGUUUUGCACCCAAUGGGUUGGGAUGCAUUUGGCCUUCCAGCUGAACAAUAUGCCAUUGAGACAGGUACCCAUCCCAAGGUCACAACGAUGCAUAACAUUAGACGGUUUCGAUCCCAGCUCAAGUCAUUAGGAUUUUCUUAUGACUGGGAUCGUGAAAUAUCCACCGCAGAACCUGAAUAUUACAAAUGGACACAAUGGAUUUUCCUUCAGCUUUUAAAGAAAGGACUUGCAUACCAGGCUGAAGUUCCUGUUAAUUGGUGCCCUAUUUUGGGAACUGUUUUGGCUAAUGAAGAGGUUGUGAAUGGUGUUAGCGAGCGUGGUGGCCAUCCUGUGAUUAGAAAGCCCAUGCGUCAAUGGAUGCUUAAGAUAACUACUUAUGCUGAUCGUCUGUUAGAGGAUUUGGAAGAACUUGAGUGGCCAGAAAGUAUCAAGGAAAUGCAGCGAAACUGGAUAGGCCGUUCUGAAGGCGCUGAGCUAGAAUUUAACAUACUUGAUUCGGAUGGGCGUGAACUAGGUGUAAAAUUGUCAGCUUAUACUACUAGACCAGAUACUAUCUUUGGUGUAACUUAUCUGGUAGCUGCCCCUGAAUAUUCUUUGUUGUAUUCAAUAGUAUCUAAGGAGCAGCUGAAAUAUGUAGAGAAAUACUGUGAAUUGGCUGCUAGAAAAAGUGAACUCGAGAGAACUGAUCUGCAGAAGGAAAAAACUGGUGUAUUUAGUGGUUCAUAUGCCAAGAAUCCAGCUACUGGUGCUGUCAUUCCAGUGUGGAUAGCUGAUUAUGUUUUGGGAAGUUAUGGCACUGGAGCAAUAAUGGCUGUCCCAGCACAUGAUUUUCGUGACCAUGAGUUUGCCUUGAAAUACCAUAUAUCAAUUAUUAAGGUUUUGAACCCAUUUGAAGCAAGUAAUGUGCUUGAUGAGCCAUAUACUGGGGAUGGUUUUGCUAUAAACUCAUCAAAUCAAAUGUCUGGUCUGGAUAUCAAUGGAUUGUCAUGCAAGGAAGCUGCUUCUAAAGUCGUUGAUUGGCUUGAAAGUUCAGGUCAUGGGAAGAAAAAGGUGAAUUAUAAGCUGAGAGAUUGGCUUUUUUCUAGACAACGUUACUGGGGAGAACCUUUCCCGGUUAUUUUCUUGGAUGAUACUGGCGAAAUUGUCCCUCUUCCAGAAAAUGAACUGCCCGUGAAAUUGCCUUAUUUGGAUGAUUUUACACCUACUGGUACGGGAGAGCCACCCUUGACUAAAGCCACAAGUUGGGUAAAAACCGUGGAUCCUUUUUCUCAUAGGCCUGCUAGGAGAGAAACGAACACUAUGCCACAAUGGGCUGGAUCUUGUUGGUACUAUUUGAGGUUUAUCGAUCCAAAUAACUCGACGGCAUUGGUUGACAGGUCUAAGGAAAGAUACUGGGGCCCUGUGGAUAUUUAUGUCGGUGGCGCUGAGCAUUCUGUUCUCCACUUGCUUUAUGCUAGGUUUUGGCACAAGGUUCUUUAUGAUAUUGGUGUUGUUUCUACCAAAGAGCCCUUUCAUUGCCUUAUAAAUCAAGGUUUGAUACUUGGAGAAAUUGAGUAUACAGCAUAUAAAGACAAAGAUGGGAAAUUAGUGUCUGCUGAUUCUGAUUUGAAUCCUAGUGAUCAUAUACAAGAUAAAAUAUCUGCCGAAAAGGUAAUCAAAAUUGGUGACUUCCAUGUGCUGAAGGAUAAUACAAAUAUCCGAUUGACUUCUAGAGCUUAUAAAAUGAGCAAAAGCAGAGGGAAUGUCAUAAACCCAGAUGAUGUUGUUUCUGAAUAUGGUGCAGAUUCCCUUCGCUUGUAUGAAAUGUUCAUGGGCCCUUUAAGAGAUUCAAAAUCAUGGAGCACUGGUGGGAUUGAAGGAGUUCAUCGGUUUUUGGCAAGGACUUGGAGGUUGAUUGUGGGCGCUCCUUUGCUCACUGGGUUGUAUAAAGAUGGAACAGUUGUUACUGAUGAUGAGCCUACUUUGGACCAGCUCCAAUCUCUUCAUAGAUGUAUUGCAAAGGUAUCCGAAGAAAUCAAGGCAACUAGAUUCAAUACUGGAAUUUCUGCAAUGAUGGAGUUCAUUAAUAUUGCAUAUAAGUGGGAUAGACAUCCAAAAUCCGUUAUUGAGCCAUUUGUUCUACUCCUUUCACCAUAUGCACCUCACAUAGCAGAGGAACUAUGGUCUCGCUUGGGGAAUUCAAAAUCAUUGGCUUAUGAGCAUUUUCCAGAGGCAAAGAGUGAGUAUUUGAGUGAUUCAAGAAUUGUGCUUCCUGUUCAAAUCAAUGGGAAGACCAGGGCAACUAUCAUGGUUGAUGAAGCUUGUUCAGAGGAUCAGGCUUUCAGAUUAGCAUUGUCAGAUGCGAAACUUUCCAAGUUUUUGCUCGGAAAGACAGUAAAGAGAAGGAUAUAUGUGCCUCGGAGGAUUUUGAAUGUUAUCUUGGAAACUCAGAUGACUGGAUCAUGAUACCUGAUUAUUAUUUAUCCUCGAUGUAUAAUGUUUUUGUUAUGUAGCUUUAAUAUUUAUGCAAUAUCAAUGUUGACAUUUUGGAUUAAUUUUAAUUGAUCCCCUUUCAGUGCUUGCUCA